Molecule: messenger RNA, 1881 nt
Organism: Aspergillus puulaauensis
Lineage: Eukaryota; Fungi; Ascomycota; Eurotiomycetes; Eurotiales; Aspergillaceae
Product: putative aromatic-L-amino-acid decarboxylase
Exons: 3
Coding region: 1-1881 (626 amino acids)
Biological process (GO): amino acid metabolic process
Molecular function (GO): pyridoxal phosphate binding; carboxy-lyase activity
Source: RefSeq, a predicted model, not a curated record
AUGAGUUUGGGUGAUCGGAAUCAGCUCGGAACUGCAGCGGAACCAGACCGCUGUACGCCCUUUGACAAGGGCGGUUAUCGAGAAAAGGGAUUGCAAUUCCUCUUCCUCUUCCUCUUCCUCUUCCGAUUCCAAACCCUUCAUCCUCCCUCAAUUGCCCCGGCCCUUUUUGUCGCCUGUUCGUUUGCUCCUGGAUUGCAAUAUAUAGAUACUGCAAUUGCUGCGACAGCAUAUAUAACAGCGCCUGUCGCUCCUCCUACCUGCCUCCUGCCCGCCUUCCCCGCCACAGGUCAUUUCGGAACGCUUCCGAGCCUGCGUCUCAACUUCACAAUGGACGGCGACCAAUUCAGGACAGCAGCACAUGCCACAAUCGACGACAUAAUCGGCCACUUCGACAACGUGCACACGCAGCGCGUCCUCCCCACCGUCGAACCGGGCUACCUGCGGCCCCAAAUCCCCUCCGCGCCGCCCUCCGACCCCGAAGAAUGGGCCACCAUUCAAGCAGACGUCGACUCCAAAAUAAAACCAGGCCUUACGCAAUGGCAAUCCCCCAACUUCAUGGCCUUCUUCCCAGCCACCGUCUCGUACCCCAGUAUCCUGGGAGAGAUGUACUCGGCCGCAUUCAAUGCCCCGGCGUUUAACUGGCUGUGCUCGCCGGCCUGCACGGAGCUGGAGACGAUUAUGAUGGAUUGGGUGGCGCAGGCGCUGGGCUUGCCUAAGUGCUUUCUGAGCGCGUCGGAGAAUAAGGGUGGUGGUGUUAUCCAGAUGAGUGCGAGUGAUGCCGUUGCGACGGUUAUGAUUGCCGCCAGGGAACGGAGUGUGCUGCAGCAGGCGAAGAGCGAGGGGCUGAAGGAGGGUACGAUGGAGUAUGAGGACCGGGUGAUGGAGUUGAGGCCGAGAUUGGUCGCGCUCAGCAGUUCCCAGGCUCAUAGUAGCACUGCGAAGGCGGCGUUGCUGGCGGGUACGCGGUACAGGAGCAUCGGUGUGAGCCUGGAUAAUGAUAUGGCGUUGACGGGCGCGGAUCUGCGUGGGAUGCUGGAGAAGCUGGAUGCGGAUAACCUGACCCCGUACUUUAUUACGCUGUGCUUUGGGUCGACGAAUUCUUGUGCGGUGGAUCGCUUUGCGGAGAUUCUGGCUGUGCUUAGGGAGAAGCCGCACUGGCAGCGCAUUUGGGUGCAUAUCGAUGCUGCUUAUGCUGGCUCGGCGCUGAUUGCGGAUGAGUGGCAGUACAUUGCAAAGGACUUUGAGGAGGGCGUUGACAGCUUCAACAUGAACAUGCACAAGUGGCUGCUUGUCAAUUUCGAUGCGAGUCCCCUUUAUGUUCGCAACCGCCACGAUCUGACCGACUUCCUCGACAUCACCCCAGCUUACCUGCGUAACCCUUUUUCGGAAUCCGGGCAGGUAAUCGACUACCGCAACUGGUCCAUCCCGCUUGGCCGGCGAUUUCGCGCUUUGAAGAUCUGGUUCGUUAUCCGCAGUUACGGUCUAAACGGACUGAAGGAGUAUGUCCGGAAGGGGAUCACGCUUGGAAAUAUCUUCUCGGACCUGCUGCGUAGUCGCUCCGACCUUUUUGAGAUCAUCACCAAGCCCGUCUUCGGCUUGACAGUGUUCCGGGUGAAGGCGCCGAAGCAGGCCAAUUCGAAUGGUGCGGUGGUCAAUGGGUCAACUGUGGCUAAGCCGGAUGAGAAGUCCGAUGCUGUGACCAAGGAGGUGUAUGAGCUUGUGAACGCACGAGGGGAAAUCUUCAUUACUUCGACGGUUAUGGCUGGAAUCUAUGCUAUUCGUGUUGUGAGUGCCAACGAGCGCGCCGACGAGAAGUAUAUCCGCCGGGCGUUUGAUAUUCUCGUCAACACCGCCGAGGAAGCCCUUCAAAAGACGCAAUAG